This is a messenger RNA of Heterobasidion irregulare TC 32-1, 1329 nucleotides long. RefSeq names its product major facilitator superfamily. Gene Ontology annotation, cellular component: membrane. The record is from RefSeq and is a predicted model, not a curated record. Gene Ontology annotation, biological process: transmembrane transport. The transcript has 4 exons. Bases 1 to 1329 code for a protein of 442 amino acids. Gene Ontology annotation, molecular function: transmembrane transporter activity. Lineage: Eukaryota; Fungi; Basidiomycota; Agaricomycetes; Russulales; Bondarzewiaceae.
AUGGGACAUAGAUUACUGAGAAAGAUAGACCUCCGUAUUAUCCCUGCUUCAAUGGCUAUCUAUACCCUCAACUUCCUGGCGCGGGCAAAUAUUGGAAAUGCGAAGGUUCUAAAUGCAGACAAAGGUCACUCUCUGGACCAGACGCUCCACGUGACCGAUAAGCAAUACCUCGACGCGCUCAUGAUUUUCUUCAUCUCGUACUCAGUCUUCGAAACGCCUUCCAAUUAUAUGCUCAAAAAGUUCUUCCCCUCUCGCUGGUUCGCGUUCCUCAUGCUCGGAUGGGGUGCCAUGGUCAUGAUCCUCGGUGGAGUGCAAAACUUCGGUGGGCUCGUCGCCGUGCGCUUCCUCCUUGGUGCCUUCGAGGCGGGGCUCUUUCCAGGGAUCAUCUACUUCCUGACAUUCUGGUACCCUCCCCACGAGCGAGCAUUCCGUACUGCUUUAAUUGUAGCAUGUGCCUCCAUGGGUGGUGCGUUCGGAGGGUCGAUAGCAUUUGGAAUAGGGAAACUAGACGGCGUGAAGGGUCUUGAAGGAUGGAGGUGGCUAUUUCUCAUCGAGGGUAUACCGUCCGUCGCGUGUGCGAUCCUGGUCUACUUCUUCUUCCCUGACUAUCCAGAAUCCGCCAAAUGGAUGUCACGAGAGGAACGCCAGAUGUUGAUUCGCAGACUCAAGGACAAUGCGUCGUUGGGACAUGCCAAGAUUUCAUGGGCAGAGACCAAGGCGACGCUGACGGAUUGGAGACUUUACCUCCAUUAUUUGGCGUUCAUUUCCAUCUCUGUCCCAUUUUCAAGCAUAUCGCUCUUCGCGCCGACUAUCGUGGCUGGCUUAGGGUAUCAAGGCUUGAGCGCCCAACUAUUCACAGUACCCCCAUUUGCCAUUGCAUUCGUCGUGACUGUACUGGUAUCUCGCCUGGCGGAUAAGUACAAAUCAUGGUCACUGGGAUCCGCGGUCUCGCUAAUGACGGCGGGUUUAUCUUUUCUCGUGCAAGGCGCAUUACCACCAACUUCAUUCAAAGCGCGAUAUGCGAUGCUCUGCAUUGCGACUAGCUUCUCGUACUCCGCAAAUCCAUCCCUCCUCAGCUGGCUCACCGCAAACUUGCGGAACACAAGUGCGACGACGCUUGCAGUCCCCUUGAACGUCACUCUCGGGACCAUCGGACAAAUAAUCGGUAUCUACAUCUACAAGCCACAGGAGGCACCGGGAUAUCCUACGGGGCAUUUCACGAACGCGGCAUUCCUUUUGGAGGCAUCUGUGGUCGUGCUUGUCUUGCGCGCUAUUUAUGCGAGACGGAACCGUUCUCUAGCGGUUGGUGAGAAACCAUGGAGUUUGUAG